CACACACAUGCGGGGAGAGGGAGAGUAACACACGAAUGCACACGAGAUAUGAUCCGCUUCUAGACUAUGGCACCGUCGGGCUCGCGUAGUAUCAAGAAGGGCUGUCAGAGAGUUUUGUACUGGAUCCCGGUCCUCUUCAUCGCCCUCAUAGUGGCGUGGUCAUACUACGCCUAUGUGUUGCAGCUUUGCAUAGAGUCUAUCAAAGACACAGGAGAAAAGGUUAUAUACCUGCUGGUGUACCAUGUCAUCUUCAUCAUGUUUGUGUGGGCGUACUGGCAAACCAUCUUCACCAGGCCCAUGAACCCCCUGAAGGAGUUUCACCUGUCCUACUCUGACAAAGAGCUGCUGGAGCGUGAAGAUCGAGGGGAGUCUCAGCAGGAGAUCCUGAGGAGGAUAGCCAAGGAUCUGCCCAUCUACACCCGCACCAACUCUGGAGCAAUCCGUUUCUGUGACCGCUGCCAGCUGCUGAAGCCUGAUCGAUGUCACCAUUGUUCAGUCUGUGAUAAAUGCAUCCUGAAGAUGGAUCACCACUGCCCAUGGGUGAACAACUGCGUGGGAUUCUCCAACUACAAGUUUUUCAUGCUGUUCUUGUUGUAUUCGCUACUCUACUGCCUUUUUAUAACUGCUACAGAUCUUCAGUACUUCAUUAAGUUUUGGUUGGCUGGAGGUAGAGCACAUUUCCGUCUGAGGGAAUACCUGAACGGCCUCCCAGACACUCAGGCCAAGUUCCACAUCCUGUUCCUCUUCUUCUCUGCCUCCAUGUUCUCAGUCAGCCUGGCUUCACUUUUCAUCUAUCACUGCUGGCUCGUCUGCAAGAACAGGUCCACUCUCGAGGCUGUGCGUGCUCCAGUGUUUCGCCACGGCACCGAUAAGAACGGCUUCAGUCUGGGCUUCAGUAAGAACUUCCGCCAGGUGUUUGGUGAUGAAGCUAAAUACUGGCCUGUUCCCGUUUUCUCCAGUUCAGGUGACGGCUGCUCGUUUCCAACAUGUCUGGUGAAUCUGGACCCGGAGCAGCCGUCAUCACCCACAGGCUCCAACCCUGCCACCAAGGGUGCAGCGGAGGGCCGCCAGUUCCCCUCCAAGCCGCUGAGGGAGUCCCAGAGCCGACUGCUCACUAGCACCCCCUCCUGGACAGAGAGUGAUACUGCAGCUGACAAAGACAGGAAGGGUGCCAGUAACCCGGGGAUGACCAUAGAAAAUGAGGCGUAACCUGAGUUACAGAUAGAGGUGACACCCAGAAAAAGUCCGUGCCGCCCCCUCCUCAGUGUUUGUGCCUAUCAGAACGUGACGUGGUGAUGACAUCAUCAGUAAUAGUUGUUUUCCAUCCUGCACCUUGAGAGGUUUUACAUGACUGAUAUCCCGCAGCAGAGAAAAACAGAUUAUCAUCAGUAUUACUCUUUCUGCUGCUGUCAGAAAGUAUUUGGACUUCAGAUUAAAACAAAUUAAAAUUGCAUUCCAACAAUCAUGUUUUUUUUUGUAUAUAAAUAAGCACAGAGCAGCAAUGGAAGAUGUUUGUUUUUGCACUUUGUAUACUAGAAGAUCAAUCCGAGCUGCUUUUAAAUUAAACCUUUCAUGUAUUUCAUGUAAUUACCUACAAGUUUGUUUUAUGUUGUUUCCGUAGCUUAGCACAUAAGUAAACGCUGUUAUAAGUUUGCCAAAUGUUUGCACAUUAAGUAGUGGUGUUAAUGUGAUGUAACUGAUAUUCCUUUAUUCAUUUUUGUUUUCAGUGAAGGUUUUUUUUUGUUUUUGGAGGGCGGGGGUGGGGUGGGGGGGUUUCCACCCAACAUGUUGAGUGUCGUGGAAGUUGAAUUGAUGCAUGCUCUCAUCUCAGGAUGUCAACUCAAACACCUUGAUGUAGUGAACUGUAACACGAGAUGUUCUCCCCUUUGCUUGGAAAAAAACAAUGUAGUUGUUAGUAAUUACAUAUGAAUAAGGGCUCUUCUGUGGAAGCCCAUUUCUGCCACUGUGAUGAAAAACGAUCCUGUGAGUUAUUAUAAUGAAACUUUUGACAUAUUUAUCUCGAAAUGGAAAAGUGUCUUAAGAUAUUGACUUAGUAUCUCAAAGUAUUGAUUUUUAUCGCAAAAUAUUGACUUAAUAUCUUGAAAUAUUGACUUUUAUCUAAUAAUAUGGACUAAGUAUCUAAAAAUAAUGACAUAAUAUCUCGAAAUAUUGAUUUUAAUCUCAAAAUUUUGACUUAGACUUAGUAUUUCAAAGUAAUGACUUAGUAUUUCAAAAAUAAUGACUUAUCUGGAAAUAUUGAUUUUUUUAUCUAAAAACGAAUUACUUAAUAUCUCAAAAUAUUGACUUUUAUCUAAAAAGAAUGACUUAGUAUCUAAAAAUAAUGACUUCAUAUCUCAAAAUAUUGACUUCAUAUCUCGAAAUAUUGACCUUUAUCUAAAAAAUAAUGACAGUAUUUAAAAAACAAUGACUAAAUAUCUUGAAAUAUUAAUUUUAAUCUCAAAACAAUGACUUAGUAUCUCAAAAUAUUGACAUAUCUCAAAAAUAAUGAUUUAGUAUGUCAAAAUGUUUUUUUUGGAAUAUCUCAAAAUAUUGACAUAGUAUCUAAAAAACAAUGACUUAGUAAUUGGAAAUAAUGAGUGUCACAACAAAAUACUGAAAUAUGAAAAUACUCAUCUCGAAACAAUAAUCAUUAUAUCGGAACAUAAGGAGAAACUUUCUUGAAUUAUGACUUGCCUUACAAUCAUGACUUCUUAUCUCCAAAUCCACAAAUCGAUAUUUUGAGAUUAGACAAUACUUUGAGAAAGUUUCUCAUGACAAAGGCUCACAGGAUCUUUUUUUUUCUUCAUCACAAGGCUACAUUUCCAUCCUUUUUUUCCCUUUUUCUGGCAGAAACGGGCUCCCAUACUUUUCUGACUCGUUAUCGCAUGAGUGAGGAUGUUGCUGUCACAGUGAAACACCUGAAGCUGGUGCUGCUCUGUGCUGUGACAGCGUGUCCCCCUGCCAAAUAUCUUAACUGCUGUCUGGUAGCCCACAGUACACGUCAAACUGCCGGCCAAAAAGCUUCCCGACUGUCUCAAAGCCUCUGUGUAAUGCUGCAGAUCUGUUCCCCAUCACGAAGCAGAUACUGCAUACAGUACUGAUACUGUGUUUUUCUAACUCACAACUCCAUGUUGUGGAUGUACUGCAGAGCAAAAACAGAGAGAACAGCUCCAGCUGCUUUGUACAGUAUAUUUUCAUCUCGGGCUGGAAAAUGAUUAAACCAUCACUGAAAAUUAAUUGGUAGAAUGUAUGCUUGUUUAAAAAAAAAAAAAAAAGCUUCAUUGUGACAGUCAGUGUCAAUCUAUAUUUUUCUAUUCUUCUGUCUGUAUGACUCAAGAGACAAUAUGGAUGUGUGAGGCGAUGUACUGUACAGUUGUGAUGCCUUAUGAGAAUAAAACGAGCUCGUCUUCAG
This is a messenger RNA of Centropristis striata (black sea bass), 3412 nucleotides long. It is a transcript of the gene zdhhc2, whose product is annotated as zinc finger DHHC-type palmitoyltransferase 2. NCBI's taxonomy places the organism in Eukaryota, Metazoa, Chordata, Actinopteri, Perciformes, Serranidae. Gene Ontology annotation, molecular function: protein-cysteine S-palmitoyltransferase activity. The coding region runs from base 67 to 1209 and encodes 380 amino acids. The record is from RefSeq and is a predicted model, not a curated record. Gene Ontology annotation, biological process: peptidyl-L-cysteine S-palmitoylation; protein targeting to membrane. The transcript is spliced from 14 exons. Gene Ontology annotation, cellular component: Golgi apparatus; endoplasmic reticulum.